Molecule: messenger RNA, 17793 nt
Organism: Branchiostoma floridae (Florida lancelet)
Lineage: Eukaryota; Metazoa; Chordata; Leptocardii; Amphioxiformes; Branchiostomatidae
Product: usherin-like
Molecular function (GO): protein binding
Source: RefSeq, a predicted model, not a curated record
GUCAUCCAGCAGAAGAGCUAUAGCGGUACAGGGUCCCGCACCGGAACGAGGCUUCCAUGGUUGGAUUUAUUUGCAUUUGAAUAGCGCUACUCAAAUAUUACACAAAGGUACACAGGAACCCGAGAAGCACGGUUUAAACUUACUAACGCUGCCAGAUUCUUGGAUAUCUGUGGAAAAAUCAUCCACUUCAGCGUUGUUUUAGGAGUAGCAACAUCAACGACAGCUUCGGGGAACUUCCAGAGCUGCCAUCUCCAUCCAGACAGGUGUGAAUACCGGGAGAAAGUUUGUGAAGAGCGAGGAGGAUUUAACGAGUACCUAUGCGGAUACAGUCCUGGCAAUAGUUUGUUUUCGUUUGUACUUAUCCUGGGAAAGGCCUUCGUGGCGAGUUUCUGAGGGAAAGCGGGAUAAGGAAAGCCAGCGUGAGAGCUGAGAGAGGGAAAGUCCAGUGCGUGGAUAAUCCUUUCUCCCGCCAAGCCGCGGAGGAACAGGUGUCUGCUUUAUAGCGGUCCCCUGCAUCUCAUCCUAAUCAAGAUGGCGUGCUCUCUCGUCAAAACAUAACGGUCCACUACCCUACACCAUGGGGAGGACUCUCAGGCUUCCCCGGGGGACUAUGAUAGCCCCUGUUCUUAUAUUGCUGCAUGUCUGGAGCUGCUCUUCACAGGGCUUCUUCCCCAGGCUAGAAAAUGUCGGGAAGAACAAGCCCAUCUCAUCGGACCCUUCGCGGGCAACUUGCGGGCUCGCGGGACGUUCCUCACACUGUAGACCCAUGGGUCUCACUGCGCUACAGUUUUGUCCCAUACAGGACGGUUGUAUACAGGGCUGUCCUAGCAGAACUGCCACGCCGUCCCCCACGGACCUGCUGACCGCACCGGGAGCAUGCAUCACCCAGGACACUAGCGAUGUACGGCCGGGAGCGCAGCCAGGAUCCCCCGCGUACAUCGUCAGGGACAGUUCGCCGUGCUUCGCCUCGCCCCCCUCCCCACCCAGGCUCGGAGCGGAUGGCGAAUUCACACUUAGUGUCUGGCUUAAGCUACAGGACAGCAAUAGACCAGGGACCAUUAUUGAGAAACAGAACAGUGGUGGGGAGACCAUUUUUUCCUUGACUGUGUCGACCAACGAGCUGACUUUUGACUACCUGACGUCCAGCGGUGCACAACAACUGGUGCAGAACCAGAACCCCUUCAGUAUCAACAGGUGGUACCACCUGGUCUUGCAGGUGUAUGAUACUCGCCUGAGCAUCUUCAUCGAUGGAACAGAGAGUGACGGCACGCCGUACGCUACCCUGGAUCUACGGGGUCAGAUCACAGAUGCAUCUGCUGGUACCUCCUCUAGGAUAGGACUCACACUGGAUGGCACACAGCAGUUUGUGGGGCGACUACAGGAGCUGUGGUUCUACAAUGUAGCACUUACCAAUAGGGAAGUCCAAGAGGUUUACACCGGCACCUUCCCAGAGCUGCACGCCGACUCAUCUUGCCGGUGCCCACCGUCCCACCCACGCAUCAACCCCCUGCUGGAGCGCUACUGUAUCCGGAACGGCGACCCCGACACGACAGCAGACAUCGAGCUGAGGCUGGAUGCUGAUGCCCACCCUCUGGCUUACAUCAACGAUGAUGAUCUCAGUUCUAGGUGGAUUUCAGAUUUCUUCUCCAGCAUUCCAGGAGACACUGUCACCAUUGACAUUGAUCUUUCCAAUGGACAGUAUGAGGUUUAUUACGUCAUUGUAAACUUCUACAACCCACAACCCAAGUAUGUGACCAUCCGGAAGAAAAAGACGGAAGCAUCACCAUGGGAGGACUGGCAGUUCUAUGCUGAAGACUGCGCACAGUUUGGACUGGACAACAAUGGGGAGUUGGGCAAUCCAGAAUCAGUCAAUUGUCUACAGUUUCCAAGUAAUCCAGCCAACACUGAUGCAAACGUCACCUUCUCCUUGCUGUCAGCUGGUACGAGUUAUCAUGCAGGACCAGUACUACACAGGUGAACCUGGGGUCAAUGCUCGGGCCAAGUUCUAUGGGCUGUCUGGAAUCACAGUUUCUGGAAGGUGUAUCUGCUAUGGACAUGCUACAUCAUGUGAUAUGGAGCAGGACCCAUAUGUGUGCCGCUGUCUGGAAACCAGCUUCACACAAGGAAACAAUUGUGAGGAGUGCCAGCCACUGUAUAACAACAAGCCCUUCCGACACGGUGAUAACCUGAACGCGUAUAACUGCCGUCCCUGCGAGUGUUAUGGCCAUGCAGACAGCUGCCACUACGAUGCCUCGGUGGACCCCUCCCCAAAUAACCACUUAUCGGGUGGAGGUGGUGUAUGUGAUGACUGUCAACAUAACACCAUUGGGAGACAGUGUGACACGUGUGCUGAUGAGUUCUACAGGGAGAUAGGCAAGCCCCUGGAUGCUGUGGAUGUGUGCACACCAUGUGACUGUAAUGUUACUGGUGUGAAUGGCUCCCUUGUUUGUGACAAGAUUGGAGGCCAGUGUGCCUGUAAGGCCCAGGUAGAUGGUCGACAGUGUGACCGGUGCCGUGCAGGUUACUUCAACUUGACCCAGACCAACCCUGAUGGCUGUGAGAACUGCAGCUGUAACCUUGCUGGCACGGCGGGAGGGGACAGCACCUGUGAUGAUGAUGGACAGUGCAACUGCAAGGCCAAUGUCAUCAAUCUUAAGUGCGACCGCUGUGACUAUGGCUACAAGUUGUUGACUGCCAGUAAUGCUGCUGGGUGUGAGCCCUGCCAGUGCAACACCUACGGCUCCACCAGCCAGUUCUGUAACCCUGACACAGGGCAGUGCCAGUGUAAGACUAAUGUGGAAGGUCUCCUUUGUGACACCUGUGUGGAUGACUUCUAUGGGCUGGACAGCACAGGGUGUAAAGCAUGUGUUUGUCAUGCUGAUGGUACAGAAACUGGGACCUUCUGUAACAAGACGUCCGGGCAGUGUGUGUGUAAGGCUUAUGUCCAGGGCCACACGUGUGAUGAGUGCAGGGAUGGGUUCUAUAGCCUGGGUGCCAGUCCCGCCCUGGGAUGUGUUCCAUGCACCUGUACAACCGCUGGCACAGUUGGCAGCACGAGUGUCUGUAACAAGACUAACGGAGUCUGUCCUUGUAAGACAUUUGUGAGCGGAGACAACUGUAACCAGUGUCAGGAGAACUACUGGGGACUGGACCAGGCUAACCCUGAUGGCUGCCAGCCCUGCAGCUGUGACCCUACAGGAACUGUGGCAGGUACAGCUUGUAACCAGGCCACUGGGCAGUGCACCUGUCUAGCUAACAGGGAGGGCCGCAGGUGUGACACCUGUUCAGCAGGUUAUUACGUGACACCCAACAGUGGAGACGGUUGCCUGGAGUGUAACUGCAAUGCUGCAGGAACCCAGGCGGGGACAGUCUGUGAUGCAGCCACUGGGCAGUGUCAGUGCAAGCUCAACUCUGGGGUGGGGGGCCGGGCUUGUGAUGAGUGCCUGCCUGAAUACUUCAACUUUGACCCUGGCUCUGGCAGUUGCUCCCCAUGUGGUUGUGACCCAGCGGGGAGUACCAACACCUCCUGUAACCCCAACACUGGGCAGUGUGACUGUAAGGACUUUGUGGAGGGCGACAAAUGUGACACCUGUGUGGCUGGGUCCAGUAACCUGCAGGAGAGCAACCCCUUUGGCUGCAGCAAAGCCCCAUCACAGAUGCCACAGCCAGUUGGAACUCCCUCUUCAUCCACAGUCAUCACCCUGAGAUGGGACCCACCAGACUUCCCUAAUGGGAACUAUCUUCAGUACUUUCUGUUCAGGGACAACCAGCAGAUCUACUCUGUCAAUGACACUCUGCCAUUUGACACCCAGGAGUUUGAGGACACAGCACUGUCCCCGUUCACCCAGUACACAUACUACGUUAGAGCGGAGAACUCCGAUGGCGAGGCAGACAGCCCAACCAUCGCACUACAGACACUCGCAGGGGUCCCCUCAGGUGAUGCUGCUCUGGAGGUCAGCCAAGUACAGGCAACGAGUGCAUUCUUCCGUUGGCAACCACCAUCCAAUGCCAAUGGUCCUAUCAACAACUAUGUGCUGACUUCGGUGACCCCAAGCCGCCCUACUCCCAUCUCCCACUACACUGGCCUGGCAACAGAGCAGCUUAUUUCAGACCUCAUCCCCUUCACCAACUACACCUUCAGCCUGGAGGCCUGCACUAGUGGAGGGUGUGGGAUCAGCGACCCUGUGGUGUUCACCACAUUCCAGGCAGCACCUCAGGGUCAGGCCCCACCCAUCAUCACUGCCCUGUCCCCCACUGUACUGUACAUAGACUGGGACUACCCAGAUCAACCCAAUGGCAUCAUCAUCAGGAAUGAGCUAUGGAUGCGAGGAAAGCCCAAUGCCCAAGGAGUUCAUAUCCCUCCAGCCAACCUCAUCUUUGAGUCUGUGGGUUUUUACAACCCCCGACCAGUCCAAACUCCAAAUGAGAAUGCCCUUCCUCCUCCAGAGACAAACUACACAAAGGAGGGUCUGUCUCCCUACACAGAGUACGAGUUCCAAGUGCGUGCCCAGAACCAAGCUCUGCAGCAGAACACUGACACCAGCCCCUGGGUCACAGGCAGGACGGCUGAAGCAGCCCCUCUAUCAAUGACAACACCAACUGUGGUGGGUGUUUCAUCAUCCCAGCUGAAUGUGACCUGGCAGGAGCCAGAUGUGACCCAGUCCAGGGGGGAGAUCCUGCGGUAUGAGGUCUACAUUGUGCGCACAUCAACAGAUCCAUUCGCACCUCCAGAUCAAGCUGAGCUCCUGUACACAGCUGGUGGCUCCGAGUACUCUUACGUAGCCGGAGGAUUCCUGCCGUACUCCCAGCAGCGGUUCAGGAUCACUGCCUGUAACAGUGUGGGUUGUGUGGACAGCUCUGAGGGGAGGGGCACCACACUUCCAGAAGCCCCCAGUGGUCAAGCCCCUGCUAUCGCUGAAGGUUACAACUCCUCUGCCAUGACCGUUACCUGGUCACCCCCCACACAGCUGAAUGGCCCAGCCCCUAACUACGAGCUCCACCGGUUGCCGUCCUCCUUCUCUACAUCUCCUCCCCAGGUGUUCAAAGGGACAUACUUCCCUGGGGCAGGGUACAGGAGGUUUCCUGGCACACUACUGCCUGGGAAUGCUGCCUUCACAGGUGUCAGACUCUCCUUCAAGACUUCCCACCCCAAUGGACUGAUAUUCUUUGCAGUAUCCUCUGACACAGCACAGAGCGAGUACCUGGUAAUCCAGAUGGUGAAUGGCCGGCCAUGGUUCCUGUUUGAUGUACAGGAUGCAGCAACUGCUGUAACAACCACCAAUGAUGCAGGCAGGCGGUAUGAUGAUGGAGAGUGGCAUGAGUUAGAGGCAUUCAGAAAUCAAAGAGUUGGGACACUCACUGUGGAUGGUUUUGAUGGUACUGCAACAUCCUCAGGAACCUCCAACAUCAUCGGCAGCAUGGCUUACCUGUACCUAGGGGGCCUUCCUCAUGACUUCCAGUUGGUGCGGACUGACACAGGGGACAGGGCCACCAGGCGUGUGGGAUACCUGGGCUGCCUGAAGGACGUCACAAUCCUGUCCUCCAUCUCUCCGUCCUACACCUGGACACCUGUAGACUGGACUCAGGCAACCAAAAGUGCCAACGUACCUGCAUACUGGGAGGGCUGUGUCUCUGGUCUACAGCCAGGUGUACACUUUAAAGGAAGAGGUUUCAUCAAGCUGCCGACUGGAACAUUUUCUGGUGGAGCAAACUUUGAUAUGAGUUUCCAGUUCCGCACGGAGAUCCUGACAGGACUGGUGCUGUUCUCCUACGGAAGCACUGGGGACAAUUACAUGGUGGUGGAGCUGAACAUGGGAAGUCUACAGGUUGAGGUUGCCUCUGGUGCAGCCAGAAUCCGAGCUGAGACAACACCCUCGGAUGUGUUCAAACUGUGUGAUGGUGCCUGGCACACUGUGACUAUAGAAAAGAAUGGAGGCACCAUCAGCAUAGAUGUGGACAGUGGUAAUGUGACAGCAACAGGGACUGGAUCAGCAUUCACAGUGGCUCUAGACUCACACUUGUACGUUGGAGGGUUGCCAGUGGAGGGAGAGGCUGCUGAUGUUGUCUCAGCCAAAAAUCUGGAUCUUCAAUCAGGUUUUGGAGGUUGCCUGAAAGAGCUGAGUUUUAACAGUGGUGCUGCAGUUAACGUCAUCCUACCUGACUUGGAGGUGGCUAAUGUUGCCUUGGAUGGGUGCCCGCCUGAUGGGUCCAUGAGGGUCUGCAUGAGUGAUGCUACCAGCCAGCUGUACAUGGGACAGGCACGCAGCUUCGUGGACACCACUGGACUGUCCCCAUUCACUGAGUACCUGUACCAGGUGAUCAGCAGCAACCCAGCUGGCUCAAGUCUCAGCCAGUGGAGCUCUGGCAGGACACGAGAGGGAGCUCCCACUGGACUGGUGGCCCCGUAUGACCCCAUGGAUUACAGUGGUUAUGUGGUGGGCCUCAGUUGGCAGCACCCCAUGGAGAAUAAUGGUGUGAUCCAACAGUACACCAUCAGGGCCUACAACUUAGACAGACCUGAGUAUGCUCCGGUGGAAACCAACUUCACUGACACCGAGCUUACUUCAGGGAAUAUGACAAACCUGAUCCCCUUCACCAACUAUGACAUUCGCCUGGUGGCCAGCACAGGGGGAGCCAGCACUGAAGGCCCAGGACUCAGGCACACGACUGUACAGGAAGUUCCUGAUGAUGUUAGCCCACCGUAUGCAACAGCCACCUCAGCCACAGAGCUGACUUUAAGGUGGGAUGAACCAGGCAGGCCUAAUGGUCUCAUCCAGGGCUACAACCUCUUCAGGGAUGGCUCUCGCAUCACCAGGCCCGACGACACACUCCUAGUACAUUCUGUUUCUGGGCUGACAGUCUUCACAACAUACCACUUCAUGGUGGAGGCUUGUAAUGCCAAGGGGUGUACACAGAGUCCUGAAGCUGUUAUAACCACCUCACAGCUUCCACCCACCCGCAUGGACCCUCCCACUCUUCAGGUCCGAGGGGCAAAGGAGAUCUUUGCAGAAUGGAUUGAGCCCUUGGAGCUGAAUGGCAUCCUGGAGAGAUAUGUAGUGUACAGGUCUUUGGUACAAGCUGACCUAGGAGAGGUGGUGUACAACACUACAGCCACUGCCUUCAGGGACUACACUCUUACCAACCUGACUGGUGGGACAACAUACUACAUCAGGGUGGCAGCAUGUACAGGUGGAGGCUGUCGGACCAGUGCUGCAUCUGUAGCCACUACAGAGGAGAGUGCACCAGAGGGAGUCCCAGCACCAACAGUGGAGUCUGACAGUCCUUCACACAUCAGAGCCACCUGGGGGCCACCCAGGAUACCUAAUGGUGUGAUCAUCAGCUAUGCCCUGUACAUGAAUGACAAUCCAGUACAGAACACAUCAAACGUGAUGACGUAUGAGACAGACGGCCUGUCAGCUUGGAGUUUACACUACUUCCAGGUCCAGGCAUGCACAGCAAGGGGGUGUGGGCUGGGACCAAAGGUCAGUGGCAGGACCCAAGAGGCUGCCCCAGAGGGAGCAGUGAACCUUCAGGUCAGAGGACGGGACAGUAGGUCUAUUGACGCACGUUGGAACGCUGUUGGACGACCAAAUGGGAAUGUGUCAUACAGCGUACUGUUUACUGGAAUCUUCUACAGGGAUCCGGAUAACUGGGACUACACUACAGUGAGGGACACCCAGUCUUUGUUCACCAGUCUUGUAACUGAUGAGUGGGUGACCAUCCCAGGCCUUAUCCCCUACUCCACAUACACUGUGCAGGUCAACGCUUCCAACACAAAAGGCUCCAUUCUCAGUAACACCCUUACAGCUACAAUGCCAGUAGGAGAACCUGAUGGAGUCCGUCCCCCCACCCUGGUGGCGGUGUCUGCCACGUCCAUCCAGGCCACCUGGGAUGCAGUCGGCAGGAACAAUGCACCUGGUAAUGCAGACUACAGGCUGGAGUACAGGGAAGCAGGCAGCAACAGUGGGCAAAUUGUUUUUGGACCAUCUACGUCCAGGAGUCACACACAGACAGGCCUGAGACCUUACACAGAGUAUGAAUUCAGGGUGAUCGCUGGAAACAACUAUGGCUCAACACCGAGUGAGUGGGCUGCACAGCUCACCUCAGAGGACCGCCCUGGUCCCAUUGACGCUCCCCUGGUGGAAGUGAUAGAUGCGUACACCCUACAUGUGACCUGGGAGCCUCCUGCAGAGCCCAAUGGCAUCCUGACAGAGUACCGACUGUACCAGAACAGCGCACGACAAGUUACAGUUCCCAGUAACGUAACCGAGUACCGAAUGGAGGGCCUGACACCGUAUACAGACUACACCUACAGAGUGGAGGUCUGUACCAGGGAGGGAUGUACCUCCAGCAGUAACUCCGUCACCGUGACAACUCCACCGGCCACACCCGGGUCCUUUGCCCCGCCCAGUCUUAGCUCACAAACCCCAACAUCGGUCACCAUCAGAUGGUCUGAGCCCUCUUCACCCAAUGGUAUUCUGAGGCUCUACACACUUCAGAGAAGACUGAAAGGCUCUUCUGGUGCCCCAGAUGUGGUGGCCAACUUCCUGCCCACACAGUCACGGACAUAUCUGGACCAGUCUGAUACCUUGCAACCCUAUACCACAUAUGAGUACAGGAUGUUGGCAUAUGUGCAAGAUAUCACUGAGCCAGCAUACAGUGACUGGGCUGAAGUCACUACACAAGCAGCAAGACCAGCAGGCCUGACCCCUCCCACAGUCCAGGUUCUUGGCCCCACCUCCAUGUUUGUGACUUGGCUGGCACCGAGCCAACCUAACGGUGCCCUGACCAGAUAUGUCAUCAGGAUGCCUGACCCAAGGAUCGAGCUGACCAAUACCAACCUUACCUCCUACACGGUGGUGGGCCUGGUUCCAUACACCAGCUAUUCUGUCAGCAUUCAGGCUUGCACAGCAGCUGGCUGUACCCAGAGCAGCGCCACCGCAGCCUCCACCCAGGCUACAGUACCUGCAGGACAGGCUGCUCCAGAGGCCACGCCCAUCAGCGACUCUUACAUCUCUAUCUUCUGGCAGCCUCCUACAUUCCCAAAUGGGCCCAACAUCCGAUAUGAGCUUAUUCGUACCAAGACCAGGCAGCUUCUAGUACCAGCACCUCCAGACCUACUGUCGCCCGUGUCUGUGUAUUCUGGCACUGGUCUGUCCUAUGAUGACAGAAGUCUUUCCAGGUACACCACCUAUGAGUACCAGGUGACAGUAUACAAUGACAUCGGCCCCUACACCAGUAAUGCUACAGAGGCCACCACCCUACCAGGUGUUCCUACCGCUCCUGCCAACCUGACAGCUACAACCCUCAAUCACACUGCUAUCAGGGUGCAGUGGACACCACCCAGUGUUGUUGAUCUACAAGGAGGAGUCCAGAGGUAUGACCUCAGGUACACAGGUGGUGGCAUGAUGCAAACAAUGUCAUUCCCACCCUCUGACACUGAAACGGUGGUGGGAGACCUCAGACCAAGCACGCUCUACAGCUUCAUCAUCACCAUAGAUAAUGGUGCCCACACCAUCGACAGCACUCCUGCUGUAGCAACUACCAUGGAUGGAACACCUGAAGGUUUGGACCCACCAGUCACUUCAGUAGUUAGCGGCACAGAGGUGCGAGUCAGCUGGACAGCACCACAGACACCUAAUGGACAGGUCACAGCCUACAACAUCUACGUGUCUGGAAACAACCAGCUCAUACAGAACAUCUCCACUGGGAUGACACAAGCAGGCUCUUACAUCGUGGGACAACUGCAGCCCUACACAAUCUACACCAUACAGGUGGAGGUGUGCACGGUGUUUGCUUGUCUGGUCAGUGAGGGUACACUAGUCACCACCCUGGAGACGGCACCAUCUGGGAUAGCCUCACCCACUCUGCAGGUCCUCAGCUCCAGCUCUAUUCGCAUGACCUGGUCACCCCCUGCUCAGCCUAAUGGUAUCAUCCAAGGAUACAGGAUAUCCAGAACAGCUUACUUGCCUUGUUCUGUUGCACCUGCUCCAACACCCAACCCUGAUGCUGAUGUCUGCUCCUACAUCGAGUGUGACAGCGCUGAGAGCCUGUGUGGGACCCAGUGUUACUCUGGUGCCCGUGACUGCUGUGAUGGUACCCUGUACAACACAGUACCAGGCUACGAAUGCUGCAACACCAGUUACAUCACGGGGAGGGGUGAUCCGUCAGACGUGUGCUGUGGAGGACAGCUCCACCCCCAGCAGGAGAAUCACCAGUGCUGCGGUGGACAGUACGUGGAAGUCGGUCCCGAUCAGAUCUGCUGCCCCAGCCCUGACCAGGACAGAGUGUCUGUAGGCAGUGGUGAUGCCUGCUGCGGAGAUGUUCCCUUCUACAGUUCACAAGGACAGGUCUGCUGUGGAGGCAUGCUGUUUGAUGGGUAUGAGCGUCAGUGCUGUGGAGGCAGCAUGGUGCAGGAGGACAUGACAUGCUGCGGGGGGGAGGAGGAUGGCCAGGCCUAUGCUGCAGACUCCGGAAGCUUCUGCUGUGGCAACUCGUACGUAGCUGCUGCCACCACCAGAUGCUGUGAGAGUGACAGUGGCAGUGCCAGGGUCCAUUCAUAUGACAGUGAAGAUGACAAGAACAAUGACAACCGUCAGUGCUGUGGAUUGAACCUGAUCCGGCCCGACUUCUCCUGUUGUAACAAUGUUGGGUACAACAGUGCCACCCAUGUGUGUGCUGACCGACCAUAUCGCAUCACUUCAUCAUUCAGUGACUGUGGGGAUGGAGUAACAUGCCCCAUCAGCCAGACUACAGCAGCAUAUUGUAACAGAUGUGACUUCAGCACAAGCUCCAGUAUAUGUACAAUAGUAGAGGGGGCAUAUGAUGGGGCAGUCUCCUCCACACCCCAGCCCACCUCCAACCCUGGCAUCUGUACACAGGAAACAUCAGAUGUCUACACUGGUGGGACCAAUGUCUUCAUCUUCACAGACAAUGGCCUGGAGCCGUACACCCAGUAUGAGUAUCAGGUGGUGGUGGUGAAUGCUGGAGGGGAGGGAACCAGCGACGCCUCCAUGGCACGAACACGGGAGUCAUCACCAGAGCAGGUGUCUCCACCCGAGUGGUCUGUUACAGAGGGGGAGUACAACGUCGUCAACCUUGCGUGGGAUGAGCCAGGAAAACCCAACGGUGCGAUCAUUCGCUACUCUCUGCUGCGUGCGGACGGUGCCGGUCAGAUCUUCAGGCAAGUGUACCAGGGACUGGCCAGGCAGUACCGAGACCUGGGGAACAUCAGACCCUACCAGGAGUAUAUCUACAAACUACGGGCCUACACCAGUGCUGGGUUUGGGGAGAGUGAGGAGGUGACAGUUGCUACCCUUCAGAUGGCCCCCGCUCAGGUACAGCCUCCUGCCAUUGUGGCCGUCAGUUCCUCCCGCCUCAGCAUCACCUGGGGAGAGCCAGGGCAGCCCAACGGUAUCAUCCGCGAGUACCGUCUGAACCUGGUCAAUGAAACAUCCCAAACUGUGUUAUACACACAGAUGGACAUGGAUGAUCCCAAGGAGUACCUACACACGGGUCUGGACCCCUACACGGAGUACAGUUACAGCCUGACGGCCUGUACAGCAGCUGGGUGCACGACCUCUGACCCUGCGGUGGGCAUGACAGGACAGGACACUCCACAAGAGGUGUCUCGCCCUCGAUUUGUAGUGGUGAGCUCAACUGAAAUUGAGGUGUACUGGUCAGAACCAGGACGUCCAAACGGCAUCAUCACCCACUACCAGCUGGUGAGGGACGGUAGUGUCAUCUACAGUGGAGGUGACAUGAACUUCACUGACUCAGGUCUCACGCCAAGUACAACCUACAUCUACCAUGUAGAGGCUCACACAGUUGUGGGGACUGGACGGAGCAUGCCGGAGAGACAAGCAACCCCCUCCAGCACACCUGAAGGCAUCCCUGCUGCUGAUGUUACUGUCAUGAGUGAUUCUGUGAUCUAUGCAGAAUGGGAUAUCCCUGCAGAACCCAAUGGUAUCAUCCAAAACUACUUCAUCACCCUCAACUAUGGGAUGGAAGGAGGAGAGAGAAGGUCUGUAGGGAACCAAACAUUUUUCAAUGUAACAGGACUGACACCGUACACUGAAUAUGAAAUCAGGGUGAUGGCAUGUACUGCUGACUGUGGGCUGGGUCCAAAAGUGUUUGCACGGACUCUUGAAGCAGCACCAAGUGGCCAGGAGGCCCCCAAGUUGGUCGCCGUUGGACCAAGAGUUGUGGAGAUAUCAUGGGAACCUCCCCUGCAGGCCAAUGGGGAGAUCACUCGAUACCAAGUGUUCAGGAGAGAAUUCGGCACCAACCAACGUCUGCUUGUCUUGGAAACAGCCCUCAACCAAGAAAGAAAAGGCACCGACUCAAACCUCCAACCAUACACCCAGUAUGAGUACAAAGUGAUCAGCAGAAAUUCCCAGGGAGAGACAGAAAGCCCUUGGACACUUGUAAGGACACUUGAAGAUUUGCCAUCCGGGAUGCAGAAACCUGCUGCUCAGGCAGUUGGGGCAUAUUCUAUCAGCAUCUCUUGGGAACCGCCGACCACACCAAAUGGUGAAAUAUCACAGUACAUUGUUCAGUACCAAGAGCAAAGCAAUGACCCCACCCUUCCAGAACCUAUUGUUACUGCUGUGACAGUCGCAAGCCCCAGACAACAGGCAACCAUCAGUGGCAUGAAGCCGUACACAGAGUACAGAGUCCGGGUCACAGCCAUGAACAGUGCUGGUGCCACAACCAGCCCUUGGACACCAGUCAGAACAGCAGAAGCUGCACCAAGGGGUGUUGGACUGUUCUCUGUUGUCAAAGCUACCGAUGGCAACUCAAUGGACUUGUCUUGGGACGAACCCACUGAGCCAAAUGGAGCCAUCACCGAGUAUCUCAUUUACGAAAUUGGUGAAAAUGGACAGAUACAAAUGCCAGCACUAUAUAUAGGUGUGACCAAGGAGUAUACUUUCCGAAGACUGACACCAUACACAACAUACACAUUGAUUCUUGAAGCAUGCACAUUGGCGGGAUGUGCUCGCUCCGAGAGACAGGCACUGACCACUGCUGAAAUUCUUCCUGAUUUUCUUCCAAAACCAACAGCACCACAGCUGAAUGGCACACACGUCGUCCUUACCUGGACAAGACCUGUCAACCCCAAUGGGAGAAUCAUCAGAUAUGAAGUGAUAAGGCGACUAACACCACGGUCUUUGGGCCGCAACAUCCGACAAACAGGUGAAAGUGUUGUCUAUGAGACCACAGACACAGAUCAAGAUAACUACAUGUUUGUGGACAGUGACCUGGCCCCAUACACUGUAUACGAAUACAGAGUCAGGGCCCACAACAGCAUUGGCUCUGUGGAUAGUGACUGGAUCCGUGUGGAAACUGCUCAGGCUGCGCCUGCCAGUGUCGAGGCUCCAGUUGUAGAAUACAUUGGCUCAAACGCUCGCACACUGAGGAUAAAAUGGACUGCACCAGCCACACCCAACGGAGUCAUUGUUAGCUACCAGUUGCAGAGGAAUGACAGCGCACCCAUCUCUUUCUCAGCAGGAGACUCGAGGCUGUUUGAUUACCAGGACCCAGGACUGGAGCCCUACACUGUGUACAGCUACACAAUAACAGCAUGUACAGCAGGCGGAUGCACCACCAGUCAGCCAGCAACCAGACGCACAUUGGAGACUGCUCCUCUCCAAGUAGAGGCACCUGUCAUUGCUGCCAUCAACUCCACAGCAGUGCAGGCAACAUGGUCGUAUCCCAGAAUACUAAAUGGAGAGAUCAACAACUUUGAGCUGAAGGCUGACGGAAUAACCAGAUGCUCUGGGUUGAUUACCAUGUGUGUUGUUGACAGUCUUAUCUCAUACAGAGAGUAUGGCUUCACUGUGAGAGCUUGCACAGGAGGUGGAUGUACGGACAGCCCAACCACUCUUGCACGCACAACAGAGGCCCGGCCAACAAACCAACAGUCUCCAACCCUUCGUGUGCUGAGUUCAACCGUGGUGGAAGUAACAUGGGAUGAGCCACUGUAUCCAAAUGGUGUUAUACGACGGUAUGAGGUCCGAAGAGAUGGAAAUUUGGUUUAUGAUGAGAGUGAAACAAGGUACACCGACUAUGGGCUUACCCCUGGAAGACAGUACAGCUACACUGUGGAAGCCUUUAACAGCAUUGGUGGUACAGGACCCAGCCCACCAGCCAUAAUCAAUACCAUUGCAGACAUUCCAGCUGGACUGGACCCACCAGCUCUCACUGCAUUAUCCUCCACUGCCAUCCGAGCAGAAUGGAUGCCUCCAGCAUUUCCCAAUGGAAUCAUUCGAAACUACACCCUGUAUGUUGAUGGGACCCCUCAAUACACGUUAACAGGGGACACCUUCCAGAGGGACGUCUACGGGCUGCAGCCAUACACACAGUAUGUUUUCUACCUGGAGGCCUGUACAUUGAAGGGCUGCGUACAGAGUACAGCUUCCAGGGAGUAUACCAGAGAAGCCCCACCUGUAAACCAGCCUCUGCCAGUACUUACACAACUGGCUGACUCUCUUGGCGCCAUGCUUGGUAUCCAGGCAUCUUGGGGUGCCCCCAGCAACCCCAGAGGGAUCAUCACAGAAUACCGCCUGUACAGGAGACAGCAAUCCGCCUCCAGCCCUGUGUUUGUGUACAACGGCUCUGCAGCCAUCACAGUCUACAGUGACACAGAUAAUUCCCUCCAACCUGCUACAUUUUAUGAGUACAUUGUGGUAUCAGUUAACCGUGCAGGCACCUCCUGCAGCAGCAUUCUCCAGUGUCCCUGGCAGUCUGUCAAAACGGGAGACUCACGACCAGAAGGCUUACAAGCACCAACCUUCUCAUCCGUCACUGGAAGCCAGGUGACUGUGAACAUUGCCCCUCCAGCAAGACCAAACGGAGACAUUGUGAAGUAUGACAUCCAAGCCAAUGUCUCAGGGGUCCUCCAGGUUGUGGUAUCAACUGUCAGGAUGCCAUGGGAGAUCACAAACCUCCAUCCGUACACCAACUAUGAGUUCAGGGUUGCCGUGUUCACCAACGGUGGAUCCACUCUCAGUCCACCGGCAUAUGUGAGAACACUGGGGGCCGCUCCCACAGGACAGGGUGCACCAAGCAUACGGAGGACAGACACUGAUGCCAUCUACCUCACCUGGGACUAUCCUGACAACAGAAAUGGUAUCAUCAACAGGUUUCAGUUGCGCCAGCGUCGUGCAUGUCCCCUGACCAGUCAGCCAGUCACCCCGUCUCGAACCUGCACCACCCAACAGGAAGCAGUUGUGUACAACGGUCCCCUGCUGAUGUACAACGCUACAGAGCUGGUCCCGUACACCAACUAUGAGUUCAUGGUCACUGCCUUUAACGAGCAAGGGGAGGCACCAUCUAGCUGGCAGCUAGGGACAACAUUACCUGCCCCACCCACAGCUGUGAAUGUGCCAGACAUAACCAGUAACCAGAGCUAUGUGCAUGUGGACUGGAGCGAUGCCUUCAGUCUGAACGGCUACCUGGAGGAGUACGUCCUGUUUGACAAUGAGGAAAUCAGAUACAGCGGGCUGAACACUGCUUAUGACAUCUACAGGAGCAGUGUCAAAGUGUAUAUCAUCCGUGUUGAAGUUCGUACAACCCAAGGCCAGGCUUCUACUGUAACAGCUACUUACAACCCAGACACAGGUGCCGUUCUGGUCCCCACCCCUGCCACCAGGGUCAGUACACCAUGGUACCACAGUGUGUGGUUUGUGGUCACUGCUACACUAGUGGCCAUGAUUCUCCUGCUCAUCAUCAUCGCCCUGUUCCUGCGGAGAGCUGGCACCAGGAAGCCCCCGUAUGAGCGGCAGCGAGCGCCCCUGGCUCCCAGGCAGAAGAGAAGGACGCCCCUGGCUGAGUGUGUUUACCCUGCUCCGGACGGCAGCAUCAUGACAAUGCCAGCCAUGAGACCGCCCACUGCGUCCAGUCGCCACACCCGCAGCAUGGGCCGCACCAGCCAGGCCAGCUACUCCCACCUGAACCCAGCGUACGCUCACAUGAACCCAGCCUACUCCCACACCUCCUUACACAGCAGCAGGAGCGGCAUCAUGGACCCACUGGAGGACAUCGUCGUGUCCGACAAGCUGUCGGGAAAAUUCCUGGAUGACGAUGAUGAUGCCAUGUGGGAUGGUCAUGUGCCUGCAGAUAGUGGCCUGUACGACCCUGAUGAGGUGGAGAGCAGUGAUGGCAGCGUCAGCUUCCAGAAGGAGCACACCAUGUUCACCGACACACAUCUAUGAGGGCAGGGGUCCAAAGAAAUCAUUGUAGCAUGAACUUAGGGAACUUUCCAGGGUCAAUAUCUGCCACAUUUUACACAAAAGAGUUUGCUUUUGCAGAAGGAAUCCCCACUUUGAUAAAAGGUGAGAAAUCUAACCUAAAAGAAAUUGUGGCCAUCAAACCCUGGAAACAUUCCUUAAUAAACUUGUACAAGAGACUAUUUUUUUACCAGGUUUCUACAGAAUGAUUACCUCCAUGUGUCCAAGAUGGUGUAUGUACAUGUUAGAUAUUUUCGAAAGAGUGCCGGCAGACAUUUUCUGGAGAUUACAAAUCGCAUGUCCAUUUUUGAUACCAGAAAAGCAUUGUAUUGUAUAAAAUCUUUUUUCACUUGCCAGUGAUGUCCUGAUCAGUUUGCCUUGCCAGUUAGUAUUUCAACUGUUGUUUAUUAGUUGCAACAGACACAAUUCUUGUAACCAAUUAUCACCAUGAAGGAGUUGUUGUAACCCUCGGAAAGAAACAAUGUGUCACAGGUGUGAAAAUUAUACUUCAAUGAAUUUUGUACAAAUAUGAUACUGUACCAGGUAUGAAAGCAAUAUGUUGGUUUGUAUAGAGACUUUGCAAAAGGUUGUGCACCUACACUGCUCUAUAACAGGUUAGAUAUGGCAUAAAAGGAAUGUAAGGGCUCAAAUUGAAUACACAUGUAUGUAUUUUAGAAGGGGUUACCAAAAUGUUUAAGUUUUCUUUUGAUUGUUCUCCUCACAUUGUUCAAAUUACUCCUACCCUUGCAAGGACAUGAACAUGCACCCUCAGCUGCAAUAGAAGUUUUUGCCAUUACUCCGUAGCAACUUGCCACAUUAUAGCAAUAUUACGUACAGCAGCAUGUUUUUCUGGGUUUACUUGCGAACAAGCAAUGAUGCCAAGAACUUAUGCCAAAACUCUUUAACAGCAAAAAAGAAAUAAUCUUGCCAUCAAACAUUUACCACAGAAUAGAGUAUGGUGAUCUCACAACUUUUCACUGGAGACAAGAUUUAAAUGAACUUCCACUUUAUGUGGCUUUUACCUAAUGUAUGUGCAUUAUUCAGCUUCUUGGGAUCUUGCCAUAAGGAAGUUGAAUUACUAAGAGUUCUUUAAAUGAUUCCUUGAGGUCCAUGCUUAAACUAUGAUGACGUUUUUUAUAUUAGAGCUUCAUGAUGGAUUUUCUGGCAAUUCCCACAAGCACUGCUGUAGGUAGCAGUUUGAUCUAUGCACCAAUAGAUAGAUAACAUUCCUGUUUGACACAGGUUUAAGACAGUGAAUAUUUGCUAAGUUGUGAUUUUUAUGAAACAAUGUAAUACCUUUUGUUGGAUGAUUUACCUUUGAUAUUGUUGUGAAAUUUUCAACUUAGUUGAGAAUUUGUGUGGAGUGUUUAAUAUUAUGUUCACAUUGUACAUGUACCAUAUAAGUGCCAAAUUGUUAUCUGUACAAUUUUGGUAGUUUUGAUUGUUGCAUGUAUCGAAAUUGAUGGAGACAUCAAUGCAGGAUUUUAUUCGUUGCUUUGUGUCUGUGUGGAAAUUUUGUACAAAGAAUUUUGAAGAAAUAAAUUGAGAUUUUAUUAGUUAUAAA